GGAGUUUUUCUAACGGCAUUUGACAAAUUUAAACUUUCGGAGGGAAAAAAUAAACGUUUUUAUUUAUAAUUUUUUUCUCAUUAAAUUAAGUGAGUUUUUUAUGUGAAAUGUUUUUGCAGUUGCUAAAGGCUUUCCAGCGGCUCGUAAGUCAAUUAAAAAGUCAAUUUGUGUGGGUUCGCUGUUGGUUGCCAAUACCGUUGCAUUUGUACGGUUUCCGGCGGGAAACUGAGUCACGAACACGGUUACGGCUACGGGUGAAGGAGAAGGUACGGCAAGAGCCCGGACAACGGUCCGGUCACCAGUCCGAUUGGCGCAUAUCGCGUCGUCAUCUGGUCAUGGACUUCAUAUUCGAGUGCUUCUUUGAUGACACCUUCGCCCAGAUCACCCGGAACGGCCUGCAGGAUCGCCAGUCUCGCCGGGAUGUCCUGGACCACCUUAGCGCCAUCAUCAAGGGCUGUAGCGAGGGCCAGAACACGCAGACGGACGAGGUGGCGGCCAUCGCGGUGACAGCCGCCAUGAGGUUCCAUCGUCUGGCCAAGGAGCAGAAUGGAAAGGUAUGCCUCAUGGGCAAGUAUCACAACAUCCUGUACAUCGGACUGCGCACCUGCUGGGAUUGGGGAGUGCGCGACUCCGAGGUGGUCGUUCAGCUGCUGGUGGCCAUCUAUGAGUGUGAAAAGACUUUUGAAAGGAUUUUUUUGGGCGCACUUUUUGGACCACAUGCCCCGCACUUCAUUGCCGGCUGGCGCAGCGACUUUCAGGACCAGAACGAGAAUGUCCGGGCCAUGGUUUACUUUUUGAAGCAUGCCACACGCGAGAAGCUCACGCUGCCCGUCUGGAUUCCGCGCUUUGAACAGGAGCGACAGCUCAGAUUCAUUGAUGUGCCCAUUGAGUCCUGCGGAAGAUCCUCGCCUCUACGCAUUGCCCUGCAGGCGAAUGCUCCCGAGCUGCUGCUCAUACUGCUAAGAUACGGCGCAUCACCACAGCCACCGGACGGAGGCACCUCCGUAAUUAUCGCGCUGCUCGACAAACUCAUCGAAAAUGGCCGCAAUUACAGCUGCGAACUGAUCAUGUGCCUCAAGUUACUGCUACGAAAUGUGGCAAUGAUAGAGAUGCCUUUCAAGCCCCUAUUGUAUGGCGCCAGAAGGGAAAUGUUUUUCGAGCGCUACGGUCGCCUUUUGAUGGACAAAAUUAUUGGGAAGGAACAGGUCUAUGGAGUGCCCACCCUCCGACAUUUAUGCCGCUGUGGCAUUCGGGAUGUCCUGCGGAACCACAACCAACUGCCCAAUGGAAUAGACACUCUGAGGCUGCCAAAGCGCCUGCAGCGUUAUAUUGACCUCACCGAGGAGCUGGAAGGUCCUGAAAGUAGGGGGCCCGACUCGGAGUCGGUCCUGCCACCAAAACCAAAGCUUGCUGUGGACUUUCCCCGGAUGCCGACCAUUAGCAGCGUGGAGGAACAGAGUGAGGACGAAAGCGAGAACCAUGUGCAGCUCCUCGAGGCUGUAACGGAUGCGGAAAAGGCUGCCGUGGCGGCCUUCGUGGCCACCAGCGACGGAGCAAUUACGCCGGAGGCCAAGCAGGCUGCGGUGGCCGCCUAUGUGGCCGCCUGCCCGCCGGACUUUGACCCCGACCUGCCACCCGAUUUCGAUCCCGAUUUCCCAUCCAUUUCCGGUAAGCUGAGCUAACACUGGGCCAGUGGCUAAAACUCACCUGUAGGUCUCCUCACUGACGUUAAUGCGGCCCGGAACACCCGUGGUCUCCGUCCGGCUGGUAAGGUUAACCGUGUUGCCGAAGAGACAGUAACGUGGCACUCGGUUACCAAUAACGCCCGUCACUACUUCUCCAGAGUGGAUGCCUAUGGUGAUUUGCUAAAUAAAAGAAGGAAAAUAUAUAUAUAUAAGAUAGAGCAACAUGAAACAAAGAAUUUAUAAUCGGAGUUUGUAAGACGAGAAUUUAUCUAGAAAAUAAAUAGCUUUCGAGCAGAAAGGGCA
Drosophila bipectinata is the source of this 1988-nucleotide messenger RNA. It is a transcript of the gene stops, whose product is annotated as SOCS domain-containing protein stops. Gene Ontology annotation, biological process: intracellular signal transduction. NCBI's taxonomy places the organism in Eukaryota, Metazoa, Arthropoda, Insecta, Diptera, Drosophilidae. The record is from RefSeq and is a predicted model, not a curated record.